UGUUAAUUUUUAUCGUAAAAUACGAGUGCACGAUAUAUUCUCGACGUUCGUAUAUGCAGUUCGAAAUGCAGAAAAAGACCCUACUCGAAGAUCGCCGAUCAGUCUUCUUCGAGUGUUCGACGUGUCUGCGCCGUUCUUGGAAAAACGUGGGCGCGCGUGACGAAAUGACGAAUAACAACAAGUGUAAUUCGUCCGUCGAGUUCGGCGCUACGACCGAUGGCGAGGAUGCUAAGGGAAGAUUCUUCGAGGAAAAAACAAUGCGGAGGAUCAAGUCGAUCGCCGGUCACGCGGGUCUGCUAACCGCUCUGAUGCUUUACACCGCGAUCGGCGGACUGGUGUUCCGGCAGAUUGAACUUCCGGCGGAGCUCAGCCGACUCGAACAUUUACGCGCAAAAUUACGCACGCAACGAUAUCGUUUUGUUGAGUCCAUUUCCAACAAUACGGACGUCUUCAAUUUGCGAACCUUGGUAAGCGUGAAAUUGCGCACCUACGAAGAAGCUGUUCAGGAAGCGGCUGAGGCUGGGCUCUUGGUCAGUUUUGUAACGGAUAUCAUAAAUCAGGAUGUUCACGCUGAAUCGGAUCUGGCACCCAUCGUAACCGAAAGGUGGAAUGUUUUCCAAGCAAUUUUUUUUGCCAGCACCGUUCUCACUACAAUUGGAUACGGUGAUGUUGUGCCCUCGACUAAUUGGGGGAGGAUUUUCUGUAUUUUCUUUGCUCUCGUCGGUAUACCUUUCACCCUGAUCGUGAUUGCCGAUUUGGGAAAGCUGUUCGCAGAAGGAGUGGUACAUAUUGCGUUGACGUUAAAAUUGAAACUUCCAUUUCGCGCGAAACUCUCGUGCGUUCCGACAAAUGUAACUGGUCGACGAUCGCUCGGCGCCUGUGCCGCUAUUGUGUUACUCUUCCUAUAUCUCGCUUGCGGGGCUGGUAUGUUUAUGCUGUGGGAGGACGAUUGGGACUUUUUCGAUGGAUUUUAUUUUUGCUUCGUAACGAUGACCACCAUAGGAUUUGGUGAUCUUGUGCCGAAGAAGCCCAAAUACACUUUAUUGUGUACUUUAUACAUCUUGGUCGGCUUGGCGCUGACUGGCACCAUCAUUGAACUCGUCAGACGACAAUAUGCUCAAUCUUGGAGAAGACUGCAAAAACUAAGUGGUCCAUUAGCUGAAACUCUUAGGAAACUCGGCGAACAAGCGGGCGGUGACAUGUCCGCGCUACAUUCUGAUCUAAGGAAAGUACUAACUGUUAUAUCUAUGCCGCGACUGCGAUGGGCUACUUCCAUUGAUCAUGAUGUCACGAUGAAGGAUCAGGAUUGGGAGGAAGCUGUGGAAGCGGUAUUACGCGACAUCGCCGCAUCCGCGACAAUGCCGCCGCCCAAAAAGCCGAUCGUACAAAUUGUCGUUUACGAAUCUAACGUUUAACGCAUUCUCAAGAAUAGGAUAU
Molecule: messenger RNA, 1437 nt
Organism: Nylanderia fulva
Lineage: Eukaryota; Metazoa; Arthropoda; Insecta; Hymenoptera; Formicidae
Product: TWiK family of potassium channels protein 7
Biological process (GO): stabilization of membrane potential; potassium ion transmembrane transport
Cellular component (GO): plasma membrane
Molecular function (GO): outward rectifier potassium channel activity; potassium ion leak channel activity
Source: RefSeq, a predicted model, not a curated record